CCCUUACCCUAUAUUAUGUAAGUUCAGUAGCUUAAAACAAAAACACAAUUAAAUCCUAAACAAAAACAAACCAAAACCAAACAAAAAUUUGGCCGCUGCCAGGCCAAGGCUAAAGAGGGCAUGGUCUUGGCAGGAGUGUGUGUGACUACAAGGCACUGGGGUCCCUCAGCAGGGACUCUGCUCUUUCCUACAGGCAACACACAAGGCGGCAGCUGGAACCAAGGACCUGGAACUCGAAUACCUCCUGAUGUGAGAGGAAAAUUUUUAUUUUAACAAGUUUUAACUACAAAUCAUUAAAGGAAUCUCUUGCAGCCUUGCUGUGCUUGAUGGAUUCAAAGCCUCAGUACAGAUAAAUGACAGCAGGCAAAGGACGAUGGCAAUUCUCCUUAACAUCAAUAAACUUGCUAUCUGACCCUCAGUCCUCCGAAGAGCAAAUUUCUGGUUCUUCCUUUUCAUGUCCCAACUCGACUAAUUCUGUUUAGAUACUGCCUAAGUGGACCUUAGUCCAGCAAGUGAUGCUUAGCCCUACCUCCAGUAGAGGUCUUCACGGUCAUUAACAAAAACUAUUUUUGAAAGAGAGAGAGGAAAGCAGAGGACGUGCAUUUUGCACUUCAUCCUGAGAUGUCACCCUUAGGGACAGACUGGACAGGACUCCCGCCAUAUGACCCAGGACUACAUUACACAUUAGAUAGUGUAGGUAUAUUCAAGGGGCAGCACUCGGGAAGAGAAAUGUUACAUUUAUGUGUGGGGAUGCAUAGACAGCUUGAACAGAAAGGGCCUUGGAUGUCACUGAGUGGAAACUUCUUAUUUGACAAGAUGAGAAUGAUCCAUCAUAAGGCCAGUUGGUGGAUGCUCAGCUGAGAACCCAAGUGUCCUGAAACCCCACCUAGCAUUCUUCCCUUUAUGCCCUGUUACCAUACCAUAUUGAGUUAACAUUUCAAAGAACUGAUUUUUCUAGUGAAAAAUGAUUUAUUGGGGAGGUGACUUUAUGAAAAGUUUCCCAUGUGGAAUGGACAAAUGAAUGCUUGCACCAAAGCAGAUUCCAACAUUAGACUGCAAAUUGCUAUCUAAGAAAGACCACAAGAUCGAGUUCUGAAGGGAAGAGCUAUCUUUGUUGUUUACACUGUGGAUAAUGCAUGUCCUUUGCUUCCUUCCUGACACUCGCUUUUCACAUUCUGACCAUUUCGUUUGUACCCUCUGACCAUUUCAUUACUGAAACACAAGCCAAACUCUGGAAAGGAGUUUGGUGAUAAGAAAAAAUAGAAAUUAUGAUUUAAAUUGAGAUUUGGGGAUUUUCUGUGGAUAAUUACUCAUGUCCCACCUUACCAAAAAAAAGAUGAAUAUCAAUUAGAAUAUAAAUUAAUUCUCUCUGAAAAUGUGGGAUGAAAGAGAUCAGUCCGGGGUAUUGGGAGCAUAUCAUCCCUCAGAAAAAUCUUGCCCCCAGAAUGCAUUUGACUGGAAUGAAAUACAUUGGGACUAUAUUAAAUUUUAUUCUAAUGUUGAUAGGAGGAAAAAAAGGAAGGAAAGAAAAAUGAAGCAGGGUGAAAAUAAGGUGAUUGAAAGAAAGAGAAAAAGAGGAGAGAGAAACUUGUUAAUUACAGGAUUUUCUGAGCAAGAUAUUUUUCUUCCUUUCACAAGUUAGAAGCUAUUGAAUAAUUCAUGCCAAGCCUGGAAAGGCUGCCUUUUCCCUGGGUGAUGUAUAACUGAGCAGGAGAGAGCUUCGAGUGGGUUCACCACAUCAGCCACCACUCUUGCUUCUGAGCACAGGGUGCUCUCCUCUGGAGCUCAGCUUCUGCUUUUGCAGCCGAGCAUCCUUGCUGCUGCUGCUGCCUGCCUGCCUGCCUGCCUGCCCACCCGUCUGGGGCUUGCAGCCCGCCACUUUACUUUCCCCAGCCUUGCUGCCAGCUGAGAAGUCUCCCUGCAGCUGCUGGUUUGUGCCUAGGACCAUGUGUGCUGAUGCUGCUGGGGAGAAGCAGGCACUUGCUCCUGGCACCGAUCCCAGCUGAGUUUCUCCUGUUGAUUUCGGGACCACUGAUGCUGCUGCUGAGGAGGUAUUUCCUGGCAUCCCACCCUCUGCUACCGCCAGCUACGGACCAGCCCCAAAGGCUUCCUUGGUGCCUGCUGAAGGCAAAGAGGCCUUUCCCCUGGCACUAGAGACAUUUCCGAGGCAAGCACCUGUCAUCUGCCACCCCCGUUGUUCUCCUCGAGCUCCCUCUCCCCCCUCCCCCAGCCCAUUAUUCUACUUUUGUGUCGGUGGCAGAAGGCUGAAGGGAUGUCUUUGCCCUCUUUGCAGGCGGGUGUCAGGAUGGGCCGCGCUGCGAGAAGCCGUCGCUAGCGAGCGAGGUGUGAAGAGUUGGCCAGAAUGACCAACUCCUCCUCCACGUCCACCUCCUCCACCACCGGGGGAUCGCUGCUGCUGCUUUGCGAGGAAGAGGAGUCGUGGGCGGGCCGGCGCAUUCCCGUGUCCCUCCUGUACUCGGGUCUGGCCAUCGGGGGCACGCUGGCCAACGGCAUGGUCAUCUAUCUAGUGUCGUCCUUCCGAAAGCUGCAGACCACCAGCAACGCCUUUAUUGUGAACGGCUGCGCCGCCGACCUCAGCGUCUGCGCCCUUUGGAUGCCGCAGGAGGCGGUGCUCGGGCUCCUGCCUGCCGGCUCCGCGGAGCCCCCCGGGGACUGGGACGGCGCGGGGGGCAGCUAUCGCCUCCUGCGCGGCGGGCUGCUAGGCCUUGGGCUCACCGUGUCCCUCCUGUCCCACUGCCUGGUGGCUCUGAACCGCUACCUGCUCAUCACCCGGGCGCCCGCCACCUACCAGGCGCUGUACCAGCGGCGCCACACGGCGGGCAUGCUGGCGCUGUCCUGGGCGCUCGCCUUGGGCCUCGUGCUGCUGCUCCCGCCCUGGGCCCCGCGCCCCGGCGCCGCGCCCCCGCGCGUCCACUACCCGGCGCUGCUGGCAGCCGCGGCGCUGCUGGCGCAGACGGCGCUGCUGCUGCACUGCUACCUGGGCAUCGUGCGCCGCGUGCGCGUCAGUGUCAAGCGGGUCAGCGUCCUCAACUUCCACCUGCUGCACCAGCUGCCCGGCUGCGCCGCCGCCGCCGCCGCCUUCCCCGGGGCUCCGCACGCGCCGGGCCCCGGGGGCGCGGCGCACCAGGCGCAGGCCCAGCCCCUGCCCCCCGCGCUGCACCCGCGGCGGGCGCAGCGGCGGCUCAGCGGCCUGUCGGUGCUGCUGCUCUGCUGCGUCUUCCUACUGGCCACGCAGCCGCUGGUGUGGGUGAGUCUGGCCAGCGGCUUCUCCCUGCCUGUGCCCUGGGGCGUGCAGGCGGCCAGCUGGCUCCUGUGCUGCGCCCUGUCGGCGCUCAACCCGCUGCUCUACACGUGGAGGAAUGAGGAAUUCCGCCGCUCCGUGCGCUCUGUCCUGCCCGGCGUCGGUGACGCGGCGGCCGCCGCCGCUGCCGCCACUGCUGUGCCCGCCGUGUCCCAGGCGCAACUGGGCACCCGCGCCGCCGGCCAGCACUGGUGACCCAGCCAGGGCCCGAGGGAAGCGGAGGUUCCGGCUUCAGCGUCCUUGGUCACCUCGCCUCCAGCCCUGGCGGAGCAUUCCCUGCCCAAACGAAGACUCCUGCGGCGGAGACCGGGAAAUUGGUGCGAAGAUUUCGCCUUCGACCCCAUGGGAUGCCUGAACCAAGGUCUCUCCCUAAAUGGGGUCCUUGAAGUCAUUUUUGGCCGGUUGACUUUUACCUUUUGUUUCUGUGUUUUAGAGAAACCCUAAAGUCAAAACACCGGUCAAAUCCUAAAGUCAAACUUCAAGAACUUGCCAACUGACACAAAAAAACCCGGUUAAUUUAUUUCAACUCUGUUUUUGAAAGAGCUUUGAUAACGUAUUACCAUUCUCACCUUCAUCGUCUUAUGAUAUAUAUGAAGCGCCUUGAGUGUGCAUGAGCCAAAAGAAAUACUAUUGAUGAAAGAAAUAAUAUUUAAGUAUUUUAGAAAGUAACCUAUCUUUGAUGAUGCUUCUGUUAUAAUUAGCUUUUGUAUAUUAACCUAAAGAAUGAAGCCACAGAUGUGCGCACCAGUAUGAGUUGCCAUUAAGACCUCAAGCCCCUUAUUCUUAAAAGGGUGUUGAUAAAGUAAAAUCAUUCCCGAAUGAGAUAGAACCUUAGCCAGUGGGGGGGGGGGGGGGGGGGGGGGAACCAGAUUUAUUAUUUUACACUCCUUUUUGCACUUCUAAGACUGAAAAUUGGCAUUGAGUGUUAAAAUGAAAAAUUUCCAUUGUGGUGAUUGAUGGUCUGAGCCAGCAAUGGAACUUUGAAAACAAAUAGGAGGGUUAUCUAUUUUAGGUACCAGUUUCACGUUUUAUAUAGCAUGCCAACUUGUUGCUACCCUCAUUUUGUAAUCAAUUUACUUGCCUUAUGAGUGCGAUCAUAGCUUUGAACAUUCUGUACUAUAUUGGUUGCUAAGAAGAAUAAAUCCUUCUGUUUUCUCUUUAACAUUUAAAAUAUCUCAAUGCACAUGAUAUAAUUAAACACUAACGAUACCAUGACUGCAUAGCUACUAUUAGCUGCUAUUGCAUGCUCCUAGAUGCUAGAACUUACUGGGCAUGUGGUAUACUAAAGCAAUACCCAUUAGACAAGGGCGUUUUACUUCUUCCAGACACCAGAAGAAGUGGCCUGCAAUUAUUUGAAAAGAGACACAGAGACACCUCUGGCUACCUAGAGUUCUUCUUGUCUUGACCCAAUUUAUGAGAAAACUCCCAGUUGGGACUUUAUCUUGCAAAUGGAGCCACAGUCAAGAUGGAUCAAUAAUAUUGUUUGGCUCUGCAAAGCCAUCUGUGCUCUUUUAGGGUUUAGACAAGCCACAUGUUAGAAAGCAACACUGUUUUUUAUGUAGUUCGUAUAUAUUACCGUGACACAACAUUAAUAUGGUGUCUGUUAAAAGAGGUGUAACAAACUUGGUUAUAUAUAUCUAACAGUUCAAAUGGGAGUCUGUUCUAAAAUGUCUGAUUUGAGGUUUGUCCUUUCUGUCUUUGGUUUACUCAAUUUAUUUAGAAAUAUUUGAAAUACACAAUCGUGUGAAAUCACUUUAUAAAUUAAGAUGGGAAGAAAGUAAUUUUCAAUAAUCAUCUAUCAUCAGUGUGAUUGCUAACUACAUCAAAUCUUGCUAACCACCCAGCCUCAAUUAACUGUGUAAUUGCUUUGUUGCCCUCCUGGACCUUGUAGGCCAGGAGAGUGGCAACACUUAUGCAUUUGAAUAAUUAUGGAAGCUGCAGGAAACUUCAACAUGUUUGUAGUAAAACAAAACAAAGCAAAUAUGUUCAUCACAAGUAAUGGAUCAGCAGUCAUUUUAUUAAUCUAUCCCCUUUGCGCAUGCAUAAUUUCUCUCUUACUAGGGUUUCAUCUGUUCCCAUUUUCCUUGAUUCAAAUAUUUAAUUAAAGUUCAGACAACCAUU
Equus quagga is the source of this 5443-nucleotide messenger RNA. It is a transcript of the gene GPR88, whose product is annotated as G protein-coupled receptor 88. Gene Ontology annotation, molecular function: G protein-coupled receptor activity. NCBI's taxonomy places the organism in Eukaryota, Metazoa, Chordata, Mammalia, Perissodactyla, Equidae. The record is from RefSeq and is a predicted model, not a curated record. Gene Ontology annotation, cellular component: membrane. The transcript is spliced from 2 exons. Bases 2363 to 3517 code for a protein of 384 amino acids. Gene Ontology annotation, biological process: G protein-coupled receptor signaling pathway.